GUUCGAACAUGUCCGAACGCCGAACGCGAACCUUUCAGUGACUUUCGUGUCACAUCACGUGUGUACUUUGUUCCAAGUCGAUUCCCUGGGUGAAGAGAUUGAUGGGUUGUGCUUGGGACGCAUGUUUGGCGUCUUCGGCGUUCACCUCCCUGUCAUCUACGGCGAGACGAAGCAGAAGGCACUCGGACGACUCUUGCAGGCCAUCAUUGCCCAGUCCGGCGACAUUACAGCCUUGGACUGGGUCGGAAAAGCAUCCGAGUUCAAUAGCUGUCUGCCAGCUGACAUUGCCUCAUACAACCUUCCGCCAUACAUGUCACCGUCUCUAUCUGAAGAUCAGAUACAGAUGUCAGUCUCGUUGCUGCGAGAUCCUGCCAUUGUGCAGCUGGCUUUGACGCUUUGUGAUGCACUUAGCCGCCUAAGUGCUCCUCGUUUCGCGGACUGCAGGCUGCAUCUGCCUUGCAUCGCAUUCCCCGUCACAGAACUCAAAUGGAAGCAUGGUCAAGACUCGCAGAAGUGUUUCACUUAUACUGUCAAGGCACACGGGCUUAACGACCUAUCAAUCACCACAGAAGAUCACUUAAUUCAGCUCUCACGGGCAAGUUCUAGUCGGCAGCCAUUCUUGUUCGUCCGUCCGUGGAAUCGAUAUGACAUCGAGCUGCCUGACUCUGCUGACAAGACGCAGAGCAUGGAAAACUGGCAGGAGCCUGAGUCUCCGUCAGAUGAUCAGUCCAUCUGGUCUCCUGGAGACAAUGAGCCAGCUGAUUCAGAGUCUCACUCACGAGAGUUGAGGUUGAUCGUUCGUCUGGGACAGCCUUUCAGUGCACUGUUGCUAGCGCAGCAGCGUGGUGGGGAGUACAAAAGGAUUGCUUCGGAUAGCAAUAUCAUCGCGCAAGUCAAGGACAUGGCUUCUGUUCGUGACAUGAUGGAUGUCAGGACGCUAGAGAUAUUGUAGCUGUAUUCUUGUCGAAGGACGGAGAUCCCCUGAUGCGUUUUCAUUCAUACCUUCACAGUACCUAUGUGAAACAAUAUCCCUUUG
Messenger RNA from Suillus paluster, 1036 nucleotides. RefSeq lists its product as uncharacterized. The record is from RefSeq and is a predicted model, not a curated record. The coding region runs from base 122 to 952 and encodes 276 amino acids. The transcript has a single exon. Lineage: Eukaryota; Fungi; Basidiomycota; Agaricomycetes; Boletales; Suillaceae.